AUGGGCACUUUGUCUACUACUCGAAGCGAGCAAAGCAAAAGUGUUAACCAAACAAUCACGAGAAAUUUUUCACUGCGAGACACUCACUCUUUAUUGGCAAUAAAUAAUUCUACAAUGCUCAGGAAUGCUAAAGGACUUCUUUUCGGGCACUUGCUAUGCUUCAGACGGUCUAAAAAUUAUCACACAAAGUAA
Molecule: messenger RNA, 192 nt
Organism: Clunio marinus
Lineage: Eukaryota; Metazoa; Arthropoda; Insecta; Diptera; Chironomidae
Source: the annotation of a GenBank genome assembly